Molecule: messenger RNA, 2156 nt
Organism: Lytechinus variegatus (green sea urchin)
Lineage: Eukaryota; Metazoa; Echinodermata; Echinoidea; Temnopleuroida; Toxopneustidae
Product: metalloproteinase inhibitor 1-like
Exons: 5
Coding region: 272-1126 (284 amino acids)
Molecular function (GO): metalloendopeptidase inhibitor activity; protein binding
Source: RefSeq, a predicted model, not a curated record
AAUUAACAUUAGUAAGUCUGUCAUUUUCCAUACCAUGAAAGAUGAAAGCCAGCUCUAUUCUAUCAUCUAACAAUGAAUAAACCUCUGAAAUCUUAUUCAACUAACUCAGCAAUUAUCCUUACACAAUGAAAUCAUAGAAUGUAGAAAGAUUGUUAAGGUUUACCCCUUUGGUAAAUGCCUUCGGAGAUGUGUGGGUAGAAGCUAUUUCCCUCUUUCAUCUGGGAGAGUUAAGAAGCCUGGUAUCACUUCAGUGUUAACACAUUUUAGCACCAUGGCGAUGAAAAUGGUAGAACUUCUACUUGUCACUGUUAUCAUAGGUUGUUACUUGACACCGUCUAUGGCUUCAAGUGUCAAGUGUAGCUCAAACUGCCUGAUAAUGCAUCCUCAACAAUGCUUCUGUGAUGAUGACACGGUCCUGAAGGUGAAAGUCACAUCCCGUGACUACGUGAACACUGAGAAUGAGAUAGUGGUGCAUGCUUACAGUGUGUUUGCUCGCUACCAGGCAAGGGUUCUUGCUUCGUUUAAGGAGUCAACAUUUGCCAAGGAUGAUGAUGAUAUCUUCUUUUACUCUCCAACCUUUGAAUGUGCCAUACCUCAACUGGAUCUCAAGGAGAUAUAUGUCAUAGGAGGAAAGGUCAUAGAUGAACUGUUAGUUAUUAGCUCAUGUGAUGGUAUUGCCAUGAAAUUUGAUAACUUAACAGUAGAUCAGCGAAGGGGAUUCAAGAAUAGAUAUAAGGACCAAUGUGAUUUCUGUACGAUCCAGGGAGCUGGUACUACCAAGUACUUUGGUGGUCUUGAGGCUGAAUUGGGUGAGGAGUCCGGACUAUGGAGUCCUCAAGGGUGUUUCUAUAAUCCUAUCCCUUCCACUACCUAUGGUGGUGAGGAUUGUGAGACCCUAUAUUCCUUCUGUAAGCCCCGUCCAGAUACCGGUGUCUGUGAAUGGGAAGGUACUGUGGACUAUGAUGACUGCUUCACCAACAGAGAAGACAUAUGGUUUUUCACAGAGAAGAGUCAACCAGCCUUUACCUGUCGGUCUCAAUGCAAAUUUCAAAAGACUAAGCUAUUGAAAUGGAGGUGUGCCAGGGCUACCAAGAAACUAGAGAGACAGGGUUAUGCUCCAUGCUAAGAUGAUAGGCAAGAUAUAGUAGGCCUGAAGAGGUUGUUGGUAUAACAGAAAGCAACCCUCUAUGAAAAAAACCUUAUUAAAUCAAAAGCCAUAUAUUCAUAUGCCCAUCUUUCAGUUUUUGUCAUUUGACCACUUUUUUUUAAACCAAACUGUCAAUUUCUUGACAAUUUGUCACAUAAAUUCCUUACUUCAGCUUUCUUUAUUAGAUGUGGUGAUACUAAUCUAGACAACGUUUCAGGUCCCUAACAAAAUCCCAAUAUUGUAUUCAGUGAUUAUGACAGUUUUCUUUCCAAGUUUAUGACAGCAUGUGGUGACAGCUCUCUGGUUGAUUUAAAGUUAGAGUCUUAAUUCUUUUCUUAUUCUACAGGGAAAUUCAAAAUUUUUUAGACUCGUUUUUUUGGUCUUUUGGUUACAUACUCUAAUUUUUAUCUUAUAUAUAUAUAUAUAUGCCAUUGAUAUUUCUAUGAUAAUCAACAUAACUGAUUCUAACAACAAUGUAGGCCUCAUAUUUUGAAUUUGUUAUAUCUCAUUUCCUUUCAUCAUGCUCCGCAUGAGGGAGCUGCUUGCAUAUGAAGUCACAAAUUAAACUUUCACUCUCUCAUUCUGUUACGAGUCUUUUUGCAAAUAUUUUUUCAAAUCACUCUGACUUUAUGAACCUCAACUCAUCAUCAGGAUGUACUUCCCCAUAAGAUUUUUCCAGAAAAAUCAUAAUUAAUAAUGCAGAAGUGGGUAAGAUGUAUAAUAAAGGAAAAAAGUAGAUGUGUGUAGAUCAGCCAAAAGUUUUGUACCCUUAACCAUCUGGAGUAAGGUUGGCCCUGAUUGGAUAUGCAGUGUUUCCUCAGAUCCAAAACAAAUUUCCUGAAACUGAAAUUCAAAUUUGCUGAAAUUCAAAUUUGCCGAAAUUCAAAGAUAUUUCCUGGAAUUUUUAAGUUUGAUAUAAAAUAACAAAAAAAUACAAUAGUACAGAUAUCCUAAAUUUGGUCUAGUUGACCAAAAUCAAUGAAUUUAACACUUUAUUCACGCCAUUCUU